CGGACAAAUUUAAAAUAAAAUAAGUCUAUCGAUACAAUUUUUUCUGGCUCAUAUCACUGUUUCCCAUCUCUGAAAAUCUAAAAUUGUUUUACAAUGAAGAUGGAAGGAGAAUUAACAGUGUUAAAGAAAAAUUUAACUGAAUGGAGAUUCAACCAAUAUCCAAAAUACAUAUUAUUGCCGAUUGACGAAAACAAUGAUCAAAUUUGUUCUAAUAUAAAGAAUGUUGUCUUUUCUGAGGUUACACCGUGUCCGCUAGAGCGCAACAUACAACUAGUGUGCGUCUCAGAGGAUGCGCUAAUCAGUAUUCUAGAUAUGGAUCCGGAUAUAGCUAAUCGGGAGGAGUUUGCUGAAUUUAUUGCUGGUCGGAAGUUGCCGUACGGCGCCUUGCCCGUCGCUCAUCGAUAUGGAGGCCACCAGUAUGGAAUGUGGGUUGGCCAGUUAGGGGAUGGAAGAGCGCAUAUUCUUGGAGAAUACAUAAAUAGACUCGGUGAACGUUGGCAGCUACAGUUGAAGGGAUCUGGGCUAACGCCGUAUUCACGAGCGCACGAUGGCCGAGCAGUUCUCCGGGCCGCUUUGAGGGAGAUGAUUGCUUGUGAAGCUUGCCAUUUCUUAGGCAUACCCACAGUGAGAGCGGCGGGGCUUGUCGUAAGCGACGAAGCAGUGAUCCGAGACGUCUAUUUCACUGGCAAUCCGAAUCGCGAGCGAGCGGCCAUUCUGCUCCGGCUCGCCGAGUGCUGGUUCCGCUUUGGCUCGCUGGAAAUACUGGCGAGGAAUGGGGAACUCGCUGUACUGAGACAGCUCGGCGACUUUAUUAUAAAGGAGCAUUUUCCGGAUAUUCAACUCUCGGACGAAAAUCGUUUCAUAAGGCUGUUCUCCGAAGUCGCACAUCGGACGUUGGAUCUUGUGGCCAAAUGGCAAGGCUUUGGAUUCACCCACGGCCUACUAAACACGGAUAAUAUGAGUAUUCUGGGAAUCACAUUGGACUACGGUCCAUUUGGCUUCGUCGACUCGUACGACGGUGGCUUUGUAGCCAACUGCUCCGAUGGCGAGGGGAGAUAUUCACUGGCUAAACAACCUGACGUAGUUGUGUGGAAUGUUGGACAGCUGGCGAAUGCACUGAAGCCACUGUUAACUUCUUCUCAGCAAGUUCACAUGGCGCAUAUAUUGAAGACAUUGGAUACAUACUGCAAGAAUAAAAUACUGGAAACGUUCCUUUUGAAAAUUGGCUUGAAAGAAGAAAAAUGGGGAGAUGAGCAACUGAUCGAAAAAUUACUAGAUAUGAUGCAGAAAACUGGAGCUGACUUCACGGCUACAUUCAGGCAACUUACAGAGUUGGAACCUUGCGAAAUGGUUAACGAAACUAAACUGAAUGAGAAAUGGUCACUGAAGCGCUUGUCCUCGCAUGCUUCGUGGGGCUGCUGGUUAGACCAAUACCGUGAAAGACUGGAUAAAGAAGCAGUUGACGCGAGCUCUGCUGGAGUAUUCGAAGACGAGCGCCGCAGACGCAUGCUCGGUGUGAAUCCAGCGUAUGUGCCGCGGAACUGGUUGCUGCAGGAAGCAGUAAACGACGCUGAAAAGAAUGACUUUCGAAAGGCGCGUUUUCUAUUGGAUGUCAUGCGUCGUCCUUAUGAUGUACAGCCAGAAGCCGAGGCUCGGGGGUUUGCAUCGCAACCGCCACAGUGGGCAUACGCCCUUAAAAUAAGCUGUUCUACUUAAGAAAAACAAUAUAUUGUUGCUGU
This is a messenger RNA of Cydia fagiglandana, 1739 nucleotides long. Its product is annotated as protein adenylyltransferase SelO-like. The record is from RefSeq and is a predicted model, not a curated record. The transcript has 12 exons. Lineage: Eukaryota; Metazoa; Arthropoda; Insecta; Lepidoptera; Tortricidae. Bases 94 to 1716 code for a protein of 540 amino acids.